AGGUUGCAAUCAAGAUCAUCGAUAAGAGCCAACUAGAUGCCAGCAAUCUGCAGAAAGUGUAUAGGGAAGUCGAUAUAAUGAAAAGAUUGGAUCAUCAACACAUUAUCAAGCUCUACCAGGUGAUGGAAACUAAAAACAUGAUCUACCUGGUGUCCGAAUAUGCUAGUCAGGGAGAAAUUUUCGAUUACAUCGCUAGGUAUGGCCGAAUGACUGAGGAUCACUCUAGAAGUAAAUUCUGGCAAAUUUUGUCAGCUGUAGAAUACUGCCACGAUCGUAAUAUAGUUCAUAGAGAUUUAAAGGCUGAAAAUCUUUUACUAGACUCUAACAAUAAUAUAAAAAUAGCAGAUUUUGGUUUUUCCAAUUACUACACCGUAGGAGGUCAAUUAUCCACCUGGUGCGGCUCUCCUCCAUAUGCUGCACCCGAGGUCUUCGAAGGUAAAAAGUAUGUUGGGCCAGAAAUAGAUAUAUGGAGUUUGGGUGUGGUCCUUUACGUUUUAGUAUGUGGAGCUCUACCCUUUGAUGGCUGUUCUCUUCAGGCACUUCGAGACAGAGUGCUUUCCGGUAGAUUUAGAAUUCCUUAUUUCAUGAGUUCAGACUGCGAAUCUCUCAUAAGAAAAAUGUUAGUAUUAGAACCGAAUAAAAGAUACAGUGUUCAACAAAUCAAAAAACACAGAUGGAUGCAAAUGGGCGUCCCUCCUACUUUACCUCAUACUAUUAGUAGGCCGAAUUCACAACCAAACGAACAGAUCCUAAGGUUGAUGCAAAGUUUGGGCAUCGAUGGAACCAAGACUAGAGAAUCAAUUAGGUUAGGCAGCUACGACCACCACGCAGCAAUCUACUAUCUCCUUUUGGACAAACUACGGAGUCAACUAGUUGGUGGAGAAAAUCAGACAGGUGUGCGCGAAGUCCAACGAAGAAGACCAUCGAACGUAGCUGAACAGGCAAUGCGUAAAAUCUGUCGAGCGAGUACAACUGAAGACUGUCGAAGAUUGCUGCAUAAUUCUGCUACUGCUCCGACAGCCAGCAAUAGCAAGAUUUGUACCAAACCGAACAGGGCAUAUGAUUCUUCUCCUUUACACGGAAUCGAUGCUGCUAAACUUCUAGCUGCGACUAACAGUGAAGAAGCGUUAAAAAUUUUAAACCAAGCUAGUUCGAAGGCUUUUAAUAUUUGCACAGAAGCUACUAAGUUGAUGUCAACUCUACAGAUGUCGGCUGUACCCUCGCAUUCCGUAGAUAACUCCAGUUUUAAGGAAUAUAAUCCUCAGGGACAUGGAAUAUCAUAUUUACAAACUGGAAGCUGUUUACCUUCUUUUGAUAUUCCUGAAACCAGAGGGUCUAUUGGGAGGUUUUCUACAAGUUACAAAAGCGCCGAAAUCCAAACCCAGUAUUCUAGCUCAACCGACGAAGGUGUUGAAACUGAUCUAGAGGAUCACCCUCAACGUUUCAGCUAUGCCUCUUCAAAUUCAUCGAGCGGCAUAAUGACGAACUUUAAUACAUCGAAAAGUUUAAGCCAAAAUUUAAGCUGUGAUAGUAACUUUGAGAGUUUAGAUUACCCGUUAAGCGAGUCCAGUGAACUAGCUAGUAGCCUGCCCAGUUGUACUACCAAUGAAAAAAAGUCCGAGCAAGUACUUACUUCUGCUAGCGCUAUAUCUUCUUUAUCAACUCAUUACACUAUAUCUUCAAGUGGUGUACUUCAAAAAUACAACCCGCUGUCUCAUAUGUCUAGUUUUAAAACUACUAGAGGAAUAACCAGAUCACCGGUGGAUUUUAGAGAAGGAAGGCGAGCUAGCGAUGGAUUAGUGGCGCAACAAGUUGCUGAUUCAAGCAGAGUGGUUGCUUUCAAUUCCCAAAAGUUCACCGAGAAACGUAAAGCUAAAGGUGUGUUAGAUAUGCAUCUUGUUCAACGGGAUACUCAAAGAUUGCAGACCCCUCAAUAUCCAGUGAGAGAUACUCCUGAAGAAGUGACACCCAGACAGAAUCAAUACCUGCAACCUAGACCUAACAAGAGGAUAAGUUUACCCGAUAAUUUCAAUUACACCAACCCCGGGGUCGAAACUGCCGUUCAACUUCAAACUGCAAUGCAACACAGGUUAUUACAACAGAAGAGACAAAUAUUACAAAAACAGUGUGCGAUGUCUCACCAGCCUGCUCCUGUCCCAAACUUAGAAACCCCUCAUGCUCUGGCAAGACGACAAAUGCUCCGACAAGCGAGUUACAAAAUAGCUCAACAACAGCCGGUGUUACCUCCCCUUCCUCUGUCAGAAAGUGAAAGUAAAGAUUUGAUGGCAUUCCAGGCUCUAGUAGAAGGAUCAGGCGAAUCAUGGAAUGUUGUAAAUUGCCAAAUCGCUGAACCAGUCUCACUGCCUACGCCGUCUUGGCAAAAUACGAGUGCUCCUUGGAAUCAGGGAUCCCAAUUUACUUCAAAUCAUUCAGCUGUUUGGCCACCAUUACUGCCACUACGCGAAAGCCCAGUAUUAGAAUUAACAGAACAAAUGGAAUCGAUGUAAAAUUAUGUAUACUAAAAUUGUUUUCACUUGUGAAAACUAUUAUACAGAAAAUAUCAGCCGUAGUUUGAAUAUUACGAAUACUAAAAAUUAUAUAAAAAUUUGAUUUUAUUUAAUGAUAAACCAAAAAAAUGACAAUAUCAAUGGAUGGAUACACCUACAUCUUUCAAAUAUAGGAAUUGUAUUUUUAAUGAAUAAAAUUAAAUUAAAUUUGACAAAUAAGUUAAAAUAAUAAAUUUAAAUAUUUGUUGCUUAGGGAUAUACUCAGUAUAGACGACCUCUAAUAUACAGGAUCUCAUUAAGAAUGGGACACAGAAUAACUGAAGAUUUUCCGAUUAUAAAUAAAAUGGUUAAACGAAACAUACUUAGAUAAAAUAUUACUGGUUUCCGAAAUACAGGGUGUUAAAGGUGAAAAUUUAAAAAUUAAUAAUAGAUGUAAUUUUUUUUUUUUUUUGAAUAAGGAUAAUUACCUGACAGUAGUAGAAUUUUGUAUAAAUAAAAAGUUCACUGGUUUUUAUUCGGUCAAUAAUUUUUAUUUAUUUUUUUAUAAAAUGUAAGCAUGCUCUACAUAUGUUCUAGAACACUGUUCCAUCAUCUGGUGCCAGUCAAUAUUUAAGAAAAUAUGGGGACGAUUACAAACAUUUUAAAAUUUUAUUAAAUAUUGAUUGACACCAGAAGAUGGAACAGUGUUUCCGAAACAUAUGUAGUGCUUGUGCUUAAAUUGACCAGUGAACUUUUUAUUUAUAUAUUUUUUUUAUUUCUCAGUAUAAUUUUACUUAAUUCGAUAAAUAUUUUUGGUGUCAUAAAAUACACCUAUCAACAAACUACUAAAUUAAAUAAACUUCGCUAGUGGCGUAUGUCAUGAAUAAGUAACACUCCCCUCUCUAAAUUUUACUCCACUGUCCUAUAUCUUUACAUUUUUUGAUGGUUUUUAAAUAAUUCAUAUACUCUUGUUGAUUCGUUUUUGAGAUAAUCACAUUCAAAGGUUGAUACUCUUAAUUUUAAUUUAUUUGUACAUAAUUUUAUACUUUUGUAAUUUUGUAAUAAUUUUUUUUUUUAAUUCCAGACACAAGUGCAUGAUUUAUCUAAAAAAACAUCAAAAAAUUAAAAAAUAUAGUACAAAUAAUUUAAAAGGGGUGAAGGUGUUAUUUACCCAUGUCGUACACCACUGGCCAAGUUUAAUUAACUGGUAUUUUUGCUGAUAGGUAUAUCUUAUAAUACUAAAAACGUUUGUUCGGUAUAAUUUUAUAAAAAAAAUCCAAAAUUAAAACUUCAAAUGGUGAAUAUCCACCUUUGAUUGUGAAUAUCUUUAAAAACCAAUCACUUCUUGAGUUCCAAACAAGAAUAUAUUAAUUAUUUAAAAAACAUUAAAAAAUUUAAAAGUAUAGUCCAAAUAAGUUUUUGGAAAGUGGCGUAAAAUUUAGAGGGGCUGGUUUUACUGAUCCAUGCCGUACGCCACUGCCAAACUUUAGAGAAGCAUUCGUUAUUCAACGGUGGUAUGUCUUUUGAGUUGUUCGAUACAGUUAGUUGUAUUAAACUAGUUAUUUGGCAAAUUAGCUGUGCUAAUAAAAUUUUCAUUUGGGAUUUAAAAUCGGUUGUUUUAUUGUUUUAAAUGAAAUUAUUAAAUUGUUUCUUAGAGUAAAUUAUAUAGUGCGUUCAUAUCAUAUCUUACGAGGAAAUUACCCAGCUGACAAUAAAACUGCUUACUAGAAGAAGACGGCCAAGACUCAUGUUUUCUUUUAAAAUAUUAUUUAAUUAUCUGUUCUAACGUUGUUGAAUAAAGUUGUCAUAAAAAGUAGUAAAUUUGUUUUUUAAAAAUCGAUUUUUUUGAAUUAUUAUAUUUAAUUGACGCAGUCAGUAGGAUACGCGCAGGUUUUCGGAAAAAUAUCGUUUCGCUACAGAAUUCGAAUCCACGAAAAAUAUCUUUAAGUACCUUUCCUUUUUACCUUUCCAAACCCUUCUAUAUAAGAAUGUUCCCAAAGAUAGUUAAUUGAUACAUUCUUUUAAUUAGGAUGGAUCAUGCAUCCCAAACAUAAAUUAUAAGAUAUACAUUUUUGAGUGACAAUGAAAAGCGAAU
Molecule: messenger RNA, 4581 nt
Organism: Psylliodes chrysocephalus
Lineage: Eukaryota; Metazoa; Arthropoda; Insecta; Coleoptera; Chrysomelidae
Source: the annotation of a GenBank genome assembly